Molecule: messenger RNA, 1719 nt
Organism: Chelonia mydas (Green sea turtle)
Lineage: Eukaryota; Metazoa; Chordata; Testudines; Cheloniidae
Product: deleted in malignant brain tumors 1 protein-like
Exons: 10
Coding region: 1-1719 (572 amino acids)
Cellular component (GO): cell surface; membrane
Source: RefSeq, a predicted model, not a curated record
AUGCAAGUAGAUCCCAUUGACUUCAAUGGAACUAGUGGUGUGAAUAAAGUUACUCGUACAUGUGUUUUUGAUCUCAGACUGGUGAAUGGCCAGAACAGAUGUGAGGGCCGUGUUGAAAUUUAUGCCAAUGGAACCUGGGGGACAGUCUGUGAUGAUUUCUGGGACAUAAAUGAUGCUCAAGUUGUAUGCAGGCAGCUUGGCUGUGGAUCGGCCAUUUCCGCACCAGGAAGUGCCCGAUUUGGUCAAGGCAGAGGAAAUAUUUUCCUGGAUGAUGUGCAGUGCAGAGGAAAUGAAUACUUUGUCUGGCAAUGUCAACACAGAGGGUGGGGCAUACAUAACUGUGGCCACAGUGAAGAUGCCAGUGUCAUUUGUUCAGCUGAAGCAUUCAGUACAACUGGGCCCUCUACAAAAUAUACUUGUGGUGGUGUCCUUCAGUAUUCAUCUGGGACAUUUCAAAGCCCAUUCUAUCCUGAAAAUUAUCCAAACAACGCAGACUGUGUGUGGGAAAUAGAAGCAGUGAGCAAUUACCGCGUAACACUUUCAUUUAGAGAUAUAGUGACAGAAGGUAGUAGAUGCCAGUAUGAUUAUAUUGAGAUAUAUGAUGGGCCACUCCAUACCUCUCCUUUACUGGGGAAAAUUUGUUCUGGUUCCUAUAUCACAUAUACAUCGUCCUCAAACUUGAUGACAGUUCGAUUUCACAGUGACUCAAGUGUCACAAAGAAAGGGUUCCGUGCUGACUACUACUCCAUUCCAGCAGAUCAGAAUACUACUCUUCUGUGCUUGCCAGAAUACAUGCAUGCAGUUGUUAGCAGAGCCUAUCUCCACUCACAAGGCUACGAUGCAGGGGAUGUCAGCUUGAAUGACCCUUAUUGUAAACCAAUUGUUACACCAAACUACGUUAUAUUCAACAUACCAUACAAUGGCUGUGGCACAAGACGAGAGGGAAACAACAACACUAUCAUCUAUUCCAACUUGAUCAAAGCAAUCUCUUCUGGUUACAUAAUCAAAAGGCAAAAAGAUCUUCAUUUGCAUAUCAACUGCAAAAUGCUCCAAAAUAGAUGGAUAGAAAUAAUGUAUGUUGCUGAGGAUGUUACUGAGGUCAAUGAAACUCAGUAUGGCAGAUACGACGUGAACAUUUCAUUUUAUGAAUCACCAUCCUUCUCAUGGCCAGUGUAUGAUUCUCCAUACUACGUUGACUUGAACCAGAAUUUAUUCCUUCAAGCUUCAAUUCACAGCUCUGACCCAAAUCUGGUGUUGUUUUUGGACACGUGUGUUGCAUCACCUGAUCCCAAUGAUUUUACAACAGUAACCUAUGACAUUAUGAAGAGUGGAUGUGUUAGAGACCCUACCUACAGGACAUACUAUUCAUCCUACAGCUCCACAAUACGGUUCAAAUUUAAUGCCUUCAAGUUUAUUAACCAAUAUUCAUCAGUUUACCUGCAGUUUAAAAUGGUGGUGUGCAGGGUAUAUGAUUAUUCUUCCCGAUGCUACCAGGGCUGCAUAACCAGGUCCAAGAGAGAUACCAGCUCUUACCAAGAAGAGGUGGAUGUUGUUGUUGGGCCUAUUCAGCUUCGGAAAGAUGGCACUAAGAACAGGAAUUCUGGUAAAUUUAAAUACACUAAACAAAAGAGAAGAUUUGUAAAGGUUAUUGGGUACUUUAGGAUGCAGAUUGGUGCCUACUUGGAUUUACAAAAGCACCGAACUUCCAAAAGUGCCUAA